Siniperca chuatsi (mandarin fish) is the source of this 2458-nucleotide messenger RNA. RefSeq names its product homocysteine-responsive endoplasmic reticulum-resident ubiquitin-like domain member 2 protein. Gene Ontology annotation, biological process: endoplasmic reticulum unfolded protein response. The coding region runs from base 341 to 1498 and encodes 385 amino acids. Gene Ontology annotation, molecular function: protein binding. The record is from RefSeq and is a predicted model, not a curated record. The transcript is spliced from 9 exons. NCBI's taxonomy places the organism in Eukaryota, Metazoa, Chordata, Actinopteri, Centrarchiformes, Sinipercidae.
AUUUCUACCAGUAGGUGGCGGAAAUGAACCAUAAACAUUGAAUGUCAUCCUACAACAUCCUGAAAUCCAACGAAGAAGACCAACACCCAGGUUCAGUCAGGAGUUACAAGUAGGCUGUAUAUUUCAGUCACUGGGGUAAACAAGGUUCCAGCUGAGUGCCGUCUGUACAAAUUUACAGGAAAUACCUUGCAGCUGCAGAUUAGCAACAUCAGACUUUACAUAACAUUAAAGCUUUGCCCCGAUGGUGCCAGGAACUAGAAAACUAUAAGGAGGACUGUAGCCAGUACCCUGACUGGGCAGAUAUUUUUAGUUUUCCACUGGAGACAAAUGGUUUUGAGUCAUGGAUCAAGGUGUUGUGGACAGUCCUGUUAUCCUUGUCAUCAAGGCACCCAACCAGAAGUACGAUGACCAGACCAUCAACUGUUACCAGAACUGGACUGUGGAGAAACUCAAAGCACACCUGUCAGAUGUAUACCCAAGCAAACCAAGCUCCAAAGACCAGAGGCUGGUGUAUUCUGGGAAGCUGCUGUUGGAUCACUUUACCUUAAAAGAUGUGCUCAGAAAGCAGGAUGAAUACCAUAUGCUCCAUCUGGUGUGCGCCUCACGAUCCCCUCCCAGCUCCCCGAAGCCCCCCCGCAGCCGCAGUAACAAGCCUCAGGAGAACUCGGCUGGUCCCACGCCCCUUCAAAACUCUAAUAGUCCUUCCACUGGUCAACAUAGCCAGUCAUCUACAGGAGAGAGCAGUGAUGGACUCAGACAGCGAACUGGACCCUUCCCUGACCACCAUAUGUAUUCACAAUUUAUGCACAGCUGGAAUCAGUACUCCACACAGUCAACUCCUCCCACAAACAUGCCUGCGUAUUACAACCCAAUGACACUAAUGUGGUGGCAGCAGUUGUAUGCUCGGCAAUACUACAUGCAUUAUCAGUUACUGGCUGCCUCCUCUCAACACCUCAGGCCAGACCAGCCCUCGACUCAGUCUAACCAGCUCGAUCCUCUGAGCCAGCGCCCUCAGGCGGAUCGCCGUGGCAACCCAGAAGUCCAGAUGAAUGCCCAGGGAGGGGAGAUCCUGAAUGAGGAGGAGCUGAACCGGGAUUGGCUGGACUGGGUGUACACAUUUUCACGUGCUGCGAUCUUACUCAGUGUAGUCUACUUCUACUCCUCCUUCAGCCGCUUUGUUAUGGUGAUGAUGGCCAUGCUAGUGCUUUACCUGCAUCAGGCCGGCUGGUUUCCCUUCAACCUUGAGAAUGAACUCCUACAGCUUCCUGGGGACAGAGCCAAUCAGGAAGACAUGGAAGGAGAGCUACAAAACCACGACUUACAAGAAAUGGAAGGACUAAUGGAUGACGGCUCGGAUGAUGAUGGGGAAGGCGGAGAGGAAGGAGCAGAAGAUCCAAACAGCGCCCCCCACACGGGCUUCCUGUCUUCCACGUGGUCGUUCAUCAUAACCUUCUUCAUGUCACUCAUCCCAGAGGGACCACCAAACGCUGCUAACUGAACCACGAGCCGCAACAGUUCUCCACAGGAGCACAUUCUUUCUUUAAGAGGAGGACGAAUAUCCUACCUGCUUAGGGAAACUGUUUCCGUUGCAAUGCAGUGUUAUAGUUUCCCAGUAGUCUACUUUACUACAUAUCUAAGACUUGAGCCAAAACACACAAAUGACUGUUUUAAUCUGAAAAGAGAAAGAUGGUCACUUCAUAUGGAGUUUUUUAGUUUGUCUGUAAAAAGACAAAAAAUUCAAACUGUCAAAUGACAGGAACAUUAGUUUAACUCCUAAAUACAAGGAUUGCUAGUGAUGCCUUGUAAACAUAGUCAAAAUAAUAAGUGUCUGCCAAUGCAUUGUUUCUGUUAUUUAUAAAAUAGGGACAGCGCAAGAAAAAUAAUACAGCGCUACUUGUGUUUAACAACCUGAAUCUCUUUUUUUUUUUGUAAGAAGCUGCAAAUAGUUUUGUUGUAAUGUUUUUGUAACAGUGGUUGUAUCCAAAUAAGACAUUUUAAAAGGGCCAUUUUAGUCCAAAAGCUGAAUCAUGUAGCGCCUGUGAUAACUUACCUGAGUGAUUUUGGCGUGAGAGUUCAUAAAAUGUGUCUGAACCACAUUGUGUACUGUGUUGAAGUGUAUCCCAGUGUGAUGUUGGCUACGGAUGUGUGAUUUUUACAGAAGUGAAACAAUGUACCACUAAUUCUCUGACAGCCUCAAAGAACUGAGUGAGGUAGAAGAAUUGAAUAUCAAACAGCAUGGCUGUUGUUGGGAUUUCAGUCAUGUGGCAUCGAGUGGUCAAGAGACACUUAAAUAAAUAAAGCACUGCCACAAUUCAGAGUUCAUGUAGGGCAAAACGUACACAUCUUGAGUUUGUGAAAAUGGCUGCUGCUGUUACCUUCUUUAACAUGUUGUGUACCAAUAAUAAUAUUCAUGUUUAUUAAACCGUCAUUCAUGGUAAUGAAUGGUCAUGUGGUUUUA